AUGCCUUUAAGGAGUGACCUGGGAGAUAUUCAGAUUGAGGCUGAAGAGGGGCCGUGGAACAAUGGUCCUCCCAAGGAGAAGCUUCAAGGCCUCGUUGCUGCAACUCUCACACCUAUGACUGAGACUGGAGAAAUCAACUUAUCCAUAAUUGGUCAAUAUGUGGACUAUCUUGUAAAUGAGCAGGGUGUGAAAAACGUUUUCGUGAAUGGUUCAACAGGAGAAGGCCUGUCACUGAGUGUCCUGGAGAGGCAACAACUUGCAGAAGAGUGGGUGACAAAAGGGAAGAAUAAGUUGGACCAUGUGAUCAUUCACGUAGGAGCUUUAAGCCUGAAGGACUCCCAAGAUCUGGCUCAGCACGCAGCCAGAAUAGGAGCAGAUGGUAUUGCUGUCAUAGCCCCCUCCUUCUUCAAACCUGCAAACAAAUGUGCCCUGAUUGCAUUUUUAAAAGAAGUGGCUGCUGCUGCCCCUCAGGUGCCGUUUUAUUACUACCAUAUUCCAGCUUUGACCGGGGUAAAAAUUCGUGUUGAAGAGCUGCUGGAUGGCAUUCAGGACGAAAUUCCCAGCUUUCAAGGGGUGAAGUUCAGCGACGUAGAUCUCUUAGACUUUGGACAAUGUGUGGAUCAAAACAGCCAACAGCAACUCACUUUCCUUUAUGGGGUGGAUGAGCAACUGCUGAGUGCCCUGGUCAUGGGAGCCACUGGAGCAAUUGGCAGCACCUACAACUACCUGGGCAAAAAAACAAAUGAGAUGUUGGAAGCUUUUAAGUGCCAGGACCUUUCCUUAGCUUUGUCUCACCAGUUUCACAUCCAGAGAUUUUUGAACUAUGUAAUCAAAAUGGGUCUGGGAGUUGCACAGACAAAAGUUAUCAUGACUCUUGUCUCUGGACUCCAAAUGGGUCCACCUCGGCUGCCCCUGCAGAAAGCCUCCAAGGAAUUUACUCUUAAUGUUGAGGCCAAGCUGAAGAACCUUGAAAGCCAUUGUUUUUACUGACCAGACUGAGCACGGAGAAGCCUGGGACUAAUCACACUUGGGUGUCUUUGAUGAAACGCAGCCACUAUGCUAUAUAACAUUUCUCAGGGAAUUUUGUAAUCAGCCUGAAUUAAACACUCCUUUUUAGAAAGGAUAGGCUUA
Messenger RNA from Dromiciops gliroides (monito del monte), 1131 nucleotides. RefSeq names its product N-acetylneuraminate pyruvate lyase (gene NPL). The record is from RefSeq and is a predicted model, not a curated record. Gene Ontology annotation, biological process: N-acetylneuraminate catabolic process. Lineage: Eukaryota; Metazoa; Chordata; Mammalia; Microbiotheria; Microbiotheriidae. Gene Ontology annotation, molecular function: N-acetylneuraminate lyase activity; 4-hydroxy-tetrahydrodipicolinate synthase activity.